GUCAAUCAUAUCGAUCCCUCAACGUGGUUAGAUCGGCCAUCUCAGCGACACACAUCCCGGUACAAGGCAUUUCGGUUUGUCGGCUACCGCAGGGUGCUAAACUGUCGAGAGCUCCAGCACCGAAAUAUUCACGCCUGUGGCAUGUGGAUGUGGUGA
Molecule: messenger RNA, 156 nt
Organism: Pelobates cultripes (western spadefoot toad)
Lineage: Eukaryota; Metazoa; Chordata; Amphibia; Anura; Pelobatidae
Source: the annotation of a GenBank genome assembly